AUGCCGUCUGUUUCAUAUGCAUUUCGUAGUACACAUAACACUCAAAGCCCUCGCAUUUAUAGAAAAAUAAAAUUAGUUAUAUCUUUAUUAGGAAAGAGUUCUACUGGAAAUUCACUAUUACGCUCUCGAAAUGCUUUCUAUGCUACGCAAUCCGCUGAAUCAAUUACAACAGAUUGCAAGUCUGGAGAAUAUCAAUAUACAGACAAGCAUGGUCAACCACAAAAACUUAUUGUGGUCGAUACACCGGGCUUUUUCGAUACUAAUGAAAAAAUAACCAAUGCUAUGGUAGAAAGAAAAAUUGCAUCACAAAUUUUUGAAAUGACUACACCGGGUGUUCAUGCAUUUUUUAUUGUUCUUCGUGUUGAUCGCUUUACGCCUGAAGAAAAAAGCACAAUCGAUUUUAUUCGACGUAUUUUCGGACCUGAUGCGGCCAAAUAUUGCAUUCUUGUUUUUACUGGUGAAGACCAAUUGGAAGAGGGUCAAACGCUGAAUGACUUUAUCAAAUCAUCAUCAGAUUUGAAUAGAUUAGCUCAAGAUUGCGGCCAACGAAUAUUUGCAAUCAACAAUAAAUUAAAUGGUGAACGAUUGGAUAGAAAAAUAAAUCAGUUGAUUGCAAUUGUUGAUACCAUGAUAAGAAGUAAUAAUGGACAGUUUUAUACAAAUGCUGAGUAUCAACGUAUUGAAAGAAGCCGAGAGGAAGAAAAACGAAAACUGGACGAAAAAGAACGCCAGAAAAAGGAAGCUGAGCGAAAAGAUAUUGAAGAUCGGGCAAGGAAAGAUGAAAGAGAAAAAUUAGAAAAAGAAAAACUAGAAAAAGAAAUGAAAAAAGAGGACUCAUCUGGAUCUUUUCAAAGCGCACUCAAGGAUACCGUCGGCUCCGUGCUCUCUCAAUAUAUUAUACCUAAACUGUUAGAAGCAGGAGGUAGUAGCGUACCACCAGCGAAUUAUGGAAUGGGUAUGCCAUAUGGGCAGAUGGGUUCUACUAGGCCUCAUGUGAAUGCAUCAUCUGAAGGCAUAUGUGUCGCUACACCUGGUAUGAAUAUGCCAUAUGGGCAGAUGAGUUCUACUAGACCUCAUAUGAAUGCAUCAUCUGAAGGCAUAUGUUUCGCUACACCUGGUAUGAAUAUGCCAUAUGGAAGAAUGAGCUUUCCUCAUACAGGCAGAGGUAUUGCACAUGGUGUUCGAUUUGCUGGUGCUGAACAUUUGGCACCGAGUGAUACCGGAUAUCACGAACCAGCUUAUGAAGGUUCAUAUAGAGGACAACAUCAUUCAACACGAGGUGGCCACUAA
Messenger RNA from Adineta ricciae, 1290 nucleotides. NCBI's taxonomy places the organism in Eukaryota, Metazoa, Rotifera, Eurotatoria, Adinetida, Adinetidae. The record is from the annotation of a GenBank genome assembly.